GAUGAACUAAAGAAACGCUAUGAUAAAAAUGACUCUGCUGUUGUACACAGCUACAAAUUUUGGACGAAGAGGCAAGGUCGGAAUGAAUCGUUAGAAGAUUUUGUGAUAACCGUGAAAAACUUAGCUGAAAGGUGUGAUUUUGGAGAAUUCAAGGACAGGGCUAUUCGCGACAUGUUGGUGAUUGGAGUUAACGAUACUCAGUUGCAAAAGAGAUUGUGUGACGAAGAGGAUUUGUCUGCUGCGAAAGCGGAAAGACUGAUUCUCAAUUCCGAGAUUUCAGCUAGUAGGACAAAGCAACUAAAUCGUGAUGAUGACAGGCGUGUAAGCGUUGUAGCAAGAUUGGGCCACCGACCGGACAUUUCGCGAUCAAGGAACAGAUUCCGAAGUAGGAGUCGUAGUUUUGACAGGAACCGAUCGUUUUCGUCCAGAAGUAGAAGUAACAACAAAUAUCAAAGCACAAGAGGUUCAGGUAAACCAGUUUACGUUUGUUCCUAUUGCAAAAAAACUGGACACACUAGGAAGUUUUGCUACCGUUUACAUGGCAAAAGCCCGCGUAAAAAUCAGGCCAGCGUUAAAUUUGUUGAUACUCCAAAAGCAUCCUCUAGCAAGUCAUCUAGCUCCACGAAAGAUUCAGGACUUUUCAAGAGAUUAAAGGAAGAUUUAGAUUACGAGUCAGACUAUUCCGACGGAAUGCCUUGUCUUAUGAUUUCGUCCGUCAACAAGAUCAGCGAUCCCUGCUAUGUGGAGGCUUUAGUUAAUCGGACACGUUUGACCAUGGAAAUCGACUGCGGUUCAGCGGAGAGUGUGAUUCCGGAAGAGUUGUACCUGCGAAAUUUUGCAAGCUGCGAGCUGCAGCAUUGUAAUAAGAAGUUAGUUGUGAUUGACGGAAACAAGUUAAAAGUUGUUGGAAGAAUUUUUGUGGAGGUACAGCUCGCUGGGAAUCAAAAACAGCUAAGCAUGGUUGUUUUACGUUGUAAAAACGAUUUUAUCCCGCUGGUUGGCCGCACAUGGUUAGACGAGUUCUACGCCGGUUGGAGAAAUACGUUCACCAACCCUCCUUUGACUGUGGGGAACAUUGACCUGGCUGACGAACAGAAAGUUGUUGAAGAAGUAAAGAAUUUCUCUUGGGGGAAGGAUGGUGUUGGCGCAUAAGCGUCAGCUCAAGCUGCCGUCUUACACUCACCGCAAAGGAACGUUAGUGUUCCCAUUUGGGAGUGUGAAUGCCCCUAUAAACGAUCCAGCACUCAUUUUAUCGCCAAAUCCGGUAGCAGCACCAGUUUCGUCAUCUUUAACAAAUCAAGCACCCAUUUUGUCAUCUGUACCGUCAGUAGAAUCUGUUUUGUCAUCGUCUCCGGUAAGAUUGCGUAACGAUGUUCGUAGUACGAGCAAAAGAAGAAGAGAAGAAGAUGAACAAGAUUCCGAAGAAGUUUCAAAUCCAGAUUUUGAGUUCUAUGGCUAUCCUGCCGAUUCUUUUAUUUUUGCAAGUGAUGAACCUGAAAUAGAUUUGCAGGAUCAGGUUUCUGAUCCACUUCCAGUGGUUCCGAUAAGAAGAUCAAGAAGAAGGAAUAAGAAGCGAAGAAGGAGUGAUUUUGUCUACUAUUAGUAGUUUCGAAUUACGUAGAAAAUUUUAAAUUGUAAAUAUGUAUAUUCCGAUUCUUUUAGAAGUUAAGCAUAAUGUGCUUUCGAACAUUUUAAAGUUCAAAUGAAUUAGAUUAACCUUUUAGAAAUAAAUGAAUUAUUCUUGAACUGAAGGAUGGAGGAGUUGUAGUAGUGACGAGAACUUGAGAACUCGCUCAGAGAUAUCGAGUGAUAGUACGAAGAGAGAAAAGGGAAAAUAGGAGAAGUUCGGCAGUGUAAGAAAUAGGAGAAAUAUAAGAUUUCAGAACUUUAGUGACUACCAACGAAGUAACACCUGUUUUAAUUUAUCGUUCCACAUACCAGAAGUUUCUAUACCUCUCGUUAACCAGUCAUUUCAG
This is a messenger RNA of Aedes albopictus (Asian tiger mosquito), 1976 nucleotides long. RefSeq lists its product as uncharacterized. The coding region runs from base 172 to 1152 and encodes 326 amino acids. NCBI's taxonomy places the organism in Eukaryota, Metazoa, Arthropoda, Insecta, Diptera, Culicidae. The record is from RefSeq and is a predicted model, not a curated record. The transcript has 2 exons.